GAAUAACUAUUAUCUUUCAGAUGGCACACUGGAUUUCAAACCGUUGUGUAAUUAGUUUGUAAGGGUGCGGUGUUGAGUAAAGGAUCUUGCAAAACUCAUGGCCACUGAAGUCGGCCUUCAUUGGUGCAAACAGGUUAGGUGACUUUCUCAGACCUGUCUCUAUAACCUCUGCGUUUGUUCCCUUGCUCUCACACAGGAUCUAACCACAGAACAACACAUGAGGUAGUCCAGGGUGUUGCUGGUUUAAUUAUUGUCCGUUUUGUUCUUUAAUGGAAUUACCAUAAAGGGCUGAGAUUCAUCAGGAUGAAAGGAAUUAUAACGGCAGCCUUUUUGUUAAUUUCUGGUUUUUGUUCCUUCAAAAUCAGCUCUGCAGAAUUUCACUUUGUUAAUGUUUUAAUGAACUAUACGAGUGCACAGAAUUUUUGUCGAGAGGAGUUCAGUGAUUUGGCGACCGUCGGUAACUCUUCAGAUGAGCUGAGCUUGGUGGCCGUAGUUCCAGACGGUAUCGUCAGGACCUGGAUAGGACUGUGGCUGGCAGACACCGCCACAUGGUACUGGGCCAGGCCUGACCACAAGCUGGUCUAUCUCAACUGGGAGGAAGGAGAGCCCAAUGCUACGACCCCAGAGAGCUGUGGAGCGAUGAACUCCGACGGGCGGUGGUUUGAGAGUGGAUGUGACACCAGAAGAGGCUUUGUUUGUGGAGGUAACGACACGCACGGCCCCGUGUUUGUGGCCGAUAAGAAGUCGUGGCGCAGGUCCCAGGACCACUGCAGGGGGCUGUCCAGGGACCUGGUCAGCGUCCGGUCUGCAGCGGAGAACAGUGCUGUGCAGGGGGGCCUCACAGAGGCCUCUGUGUGGAUCGGCCUCUUCAAAGACCGCUGGAGGUGGUCCGACGAAGACGGCUCCUCGUUCCGCCUCUGGAAGACCAACCAACCCAGCGGCAAGAAUCAGAACUGUGUGGUGGCUGUUUGGAGGGAUGGUGGAAGAUGGAAUGACAUUAAAUGUCAAAACAAUCGCAGGUUCAUUUGUCAGGGGGCAAGGAAGAUAAACCCCAGGCCUUCCCCAACCAUCCAACAAACUGCUGGUACACCUGGGGAUAACCUCUCAUCAACAGCCAUCCAACAGACUGCUGUGACACCUGGGGAUAACCUCUCAUCAACAGUCACCCAACAGACUGCUGUGACACCUGGGGAUAACCUCUCAUCAACAGCCAUCCAACAGACUGCUGUGACACCUGGGGAUAACCUCUCAUCAACAGUCACCCAACAGACUGCUGUUACACCUGGAGAUAACCUCUCAUCAACAGUCACCCAACAGACUGCUGUUACACCUGGAGAUAACCUCUCAUCAACAGUCACCCAACAGACUGCUGUUACAAUCCCCUCAUCACCAGUCAGCCAACAGACUGCUGUUACAAUCCUCUCAUCACCAGUCAGCCAACAGACUGCUGUUACAAUCCCCUCAUCACCAGUCAGCCAACAGACUGCUGUUACAAUCCUCUCAUCAACAGUCAGCCAACAGACUGCUGUUACACCUGGAGAUAACCUCUCAUCAACAGUCAUCCAACAGACUGCUGUUACACCUGGAGAUAACCUCUCAUCACCAGUCAGCCAACAGACUGCUGUUACACCUGGAGAUAACCUCUCAUCAACAGUCAUCCAACAGACUGCUGUUACACCUGGAGAUAACCUCUCAUCACCAGUCACCCAACAGACUGCUGUUACACCUGGAGAUAACCUCUCAUCACCAGUCACCCAACAGACUGCUGUUACAAUCCUCUCAUCACCAGUCAGCCAACAGACUGCUGUUACACCUGGAGAUAACCUCUCAUCACCAGUCACCCAACAGACUGCUGUUACAACCCUCUCAUCACCAGUCACCCAACAGACUGCUGUUACAACCCUCUCAUCACCAGUCACCCAACAGACUGCUGUUACAACCCUCUCAUCACCAGUCACCCAACAGACUGCUGUUACAACCCUCUCAUCACCAGUCACCCAACAGACUGCUGUUACAACCCUCUCAUCACCAGUCAGCCAACAGACUGCUGUUACAACCCUCUCAUCACCAGUCAGCCAACAGAAUGCUGUUACAAUCCUCUCAUCACCAGUCAGCCAGGUGACCCUCUCAUCACCAGUCCACCAGGUGACCCUCUCAUCACCAGUCAGCCAACAUAACCUCUCAACACCAGUCAGCCAACAUAACCUCUCAUCCCCAGUCACCCAACAGAACCUCUCAUCACCAGUCAGCCAGGUGACCCUCUCAUCACCAGUCAGCCAACAUAACCUCUCAACACCAGUCAGCCAACAGAACCUCUCAUCACCAGUCACCCAACAGAACCUCUCAUCACCAGUCAGCCAGGUGACCCUCUCAUCACCAGUCACCCAACAGAACCUCUCAUCACCAGUCAGCCAACAGAACCUCUCAACACCAGGCAGCCAACAGACUGCUGUUAAACCUGGAGACGUCCUCUCAUCAACAGUCACCCAGCAGACUGUUACAGCCGGGCACAUCUUCUCAUCCCCAGUCACCCAACAGAACCUCUCAUCACCAGUCAGCCAGGUGACCCUCUCAUCACCAGUCAGCCAACAGAACCUCUCAUCACCAGUCACCCAACAGAACCUCUCAUCACCAGUCAGCCAACAGAAACUCUCAUCACCAGUCAGCCAACAGAACCUCUCAUCACCAGUCAGCCAACAGCACCUCUCAUCACCAGUCACCCAACAGACUGUUACAGCCGGGCACAUCUUCUCAUCACCAGUCACCCAAAGCAUAACUACCCAGACAGUUUUCCCGGUCCCACAAGCGGACCCAACAACCGUUCCACCCAACCCUGUGUCGGCCUCUACUGCCACGACACACUCCGCAGCACCAGCCAGAAAUUUGAUUUUAAUUCAGAAGAACAUGUCGUGGAUGGAGGCGUGGAGCUACUGCAGGACCCACCACACUGCCCUGGUCUCCGUCCACAGCGAGGAGCUUCAGGCCCGCGUGGGACGGGCCGCCGAGAACGCCACGUCACCCCACGUCUGGCUCGGGCUUCGCCACGCCUUCAACUUCUGGUACUGGAUCAAGUGGGGCGAUGGCUGUUAUCAGAACUGGGCCCCGGGCCACGGGGCUGAGAGGACGUAUGACUGUGGCAUGGCAGGUGCCCUAGAGGCCACUAGGGGGCAGCAGUGGGUGGCCUUACCCGACACGGAAGAACUCAACUUCAUCUGUUUUACGUGUGCUGGGGCCGCAGCGGGCCUGAGCUGAUCUUCGUUUACUUGUGUAUGUCGUAUCUAUGUGUAAAUAAAAUAAAAAAAGUAUCUUCCCAAAAGUUUUCACUCAAUUUAUCAGGUCUUCACAAGACCUCCACAUAGGGCUAGGUUUUGGUCGUUUGGAUUUGAAAUUAAUGCAUUCAAGUGUUCGGCAGCAUCUCAUGUGGUUCCUCUCCUCCUCAUAUUGAGGUGCUACACAUGCGGCUGUGGGCCAGGCUUCUUUUGUUUCCCUGGAUUCCAUUGAAUAUGAAACCGUUUUGGAGUGGAGGCGUUCCCCCACAGUCACGGGCAGCAGGAGUGAUGUGAGAACAUUGAUCCGCUCUUUGCCUUUCACUUGGGGGUGAACAUUUGCAUAUUGACCCCCUAAGUUGGACCCUGAGAAUCUUUUUGAGACCACCAGGAUAUGCCCCGUGACUUGACCUUCAGAGGCAGCAUGUGGCCUCAACCGACCCUCUCUCCUCCCGCGGCGCCACAUCAGAGGGGAACCAGCGUUACGCUGAGAACCUUUCAGCCAAUUGUUCGGUUCGUUGGGGAUUUCGUCUACUAAUACUGUUUAUUUAAUUCUAUUACUGUUUUUGGGCAAACUCAUCCAUGAAAAUGUGCUAAAUAUUGUCCUGUGAAAGGAUGAACGGAUCAGUGUAAGGUCUUAAUAAUGGAUGCAUUUUUUAAUAUUCCAUCGUUCCUUUCCA
Molecule: messenger RNA, 3946 nt
Organism: Gadus chalcogrammus (walleye pollock)
Lineage: Eukaryota; Metazoa; Chordata; Actinopteri; Gadiformes; Gadidae
Exons: 5
Coding region: 304-3252 (982 amino acids)
Source: RefSeq, a predicted model, not a curated record